AAACUACAAGCCCCUCCCCCCUCGCCACAUGGCUUGCUGAUUUUCUCACUGUUUAUCAAGCAGCAAGAGCUAGCCCAGAGCACAUCAUAUGCGCUCUCUAUACUUCUGACAUCAGUAGUAGGAAUGACGGACCGAAGUGCUCCUGAGUGUAGUCUACAGUUGGAGUGGGUGUAUGGUUACCGUGGACACCAGUGUCGUAACAACCUCUACUAUACUGCAACUGGUGACAUUGUGUAUUUUGUAGCUGGAGUUGGUGUUGUGUGUUGCCAUGGCGAGGAGAAACGGCAACGAUUUUUCCUUGGACAUUCUGAUGACAUCAUCAGUCUAGCGCUCCACCCGGACAAGUCGCUGGUGGCCACUGGGCAGAUUGGCAAGGAACCUUUUAUCUGCGUUUGGGACCCAGUUACCUUGGAGACGGUCUCGAUCCUCCAGGGAGGUCAUGAAAGGGGCGUGGCAGCUCUAGGGUUCAGUGCAGACGGAAAGCUACUGGCUUCGAUUGGCCUUGACAACUACCAUACUCUGGUUGUGUGGGACUGGCGUAAGGGGAAGCCCCUCUCAUCAACGCGGGGCCACUCUGACAGGAUCUUUGAUGUCCAGUUUAACCCCUACGUUCCCAACGCUCUGGUGACCUGUGGGGUUAAACACAUAAAGUUCUGGUCUCUGUGUGGCAACUCUUUGUCUGGAAAGAAAGGAAUUUUCGGGAAAAUAGGAGAGCUACAGUCCCAGCUGUGUGCUGUGUUUGCCUCGGAGGAGUGUUGCUUCAGUGGAACACUCAGUGGUGACGUGUACAAGUGGAAAGGCCACAUCCUCCAGUCCGUUAUCAAGAGGGCACAUCUGGGGUCAAUCUACUCGCUGCACUCAAGUGAGGACGGCUUUGCCUCGGGGUCAAAGGACGGGACUGUGAAACUGUGGGAUAAAGAAUUCAAGAUAAUCACUCAAUUAGAUCUUACCGGGAGCCCACCUGGAUACAAGGGUCUGGUGGUCCGCAGUGUGUGUUGGGGAGGGGAGCGUGUGCUGGCUGGCACUAGAGACAGUGAGGUGUACGAGGUGACUGUGGGAGACCGCUCCAAACCACGCCUCAUCACAGGGGGUCACUCGGAGGGGGAGCUGUGGGCACUCGCCAGUCAUCCAUCACAAGACCUGUUCGCUACUGGUAGUGACGACAAGACAAUCAGAGUAUGGCGAGUGUCUGACCACGCCCUCCUGUCCCAGUGCCACGCCCCCCACCCAGUCCGCUCGCUGGCCUACUCUCCUGAUGGAGGUCACCUGGCAGCUGGCAUGCAAGAUGGGGGAUUCUCUGUAUUUAAUGCAAGUGACCUCUCCCAGCUAACGCACAUCAAGCGACGUAAAGAGGUGCUUCAUGAGAUGAAGUAUUCCCCAGAUGGUCAAUACCUGGCUGUGGGCUCCAAUGACAACUUUGUUGAUGUGUAUGCAGUGGCCUCAGGCUAUAAGCACGUUGGUGUGUGCUCAGGGAGCUCUAGCUUCAUCACUCAUCUUGACUGGGCAGUGGACUCGAAACACCUCCUCACCAACUCUGGAGCUUCAGAGAAACUCUAUUACCAAAUACCCAGUGGUAAACGUGUGACUUCUAAAGAGGAGAUUCUUGGUAUCCACUGGUCAUCAUGGACGGGGGUGCUGGGUACAGAGGUCAAUGGGGUGUGGCCUAAAUACACUCAAGUUAACGACAUCAAUGCCACCCACGCAUCAUUUGAGUACCAAGCCAUCGUCACGGGCGAUGAUUUUGGUCUCGUGAAACUGUUCAGAUUCCCGUGCAUCAAGAAAGGUGCAAAGUUCAAGAAAUAUAUUGGCCAUUCUGCUCAUGUGACCAAUGUCCGAUUCACUCACAACACAAGUCAUGUGAUAUCAGUAGGCGGGGCAGAUCAUGCCAUAUUCCUGUGGCAGCUCAUUCUUCCUGGAGGGGGUGUGGUCAAUGACGAGGACGAUAGUCUAGCAGCCCAAGGGUCAGAGGUCGAUGAGGGGAGUGACUCGGAGCUAUCUGAUGUUGCAUCUCUGGAUAGUGAUCUAGAGAGAGAAGGGGAGCAGACGUAUGAGAGAGCUGUACACAAGGAGGAUAUUCAACUGAUAAAGAAGGCAGCAAAGAAGGAGACGAUUGCCGCAAAGGGGCGUGGCAUCAAGGCGGGAGCGGAGGGACGUAAGAGUGGUCCCCCAGAGAACAGCCUCUCCCUCUCAUUCGUGCAUGGCUAUCGUGGUUAUGACUGUCGUAACAACCUCUUCUACACAAGCUCAGGGGAGGUGGUCUAUCACGUAGCGGCAGUGGGUGUGGUCUACAAUCGUACCGCCCACUCACAACGAUUCUACACUGGACACACUGACGAUAUCCUCUGUCUCGCACUCCACCCCUCCCAGGACUUGAUAGCCACAGGACAGGUUGGACGUGACCCCACCAUCCACGUGUGGGAUCCUGUCUCCAUGGAAACACUCUCGAUCCUCCAGGGCGCCCACGAAAGGGGCGUGACUUGCGUGGCUUUCUCAACGGACGGGAAACGCUUGGCAACCGUCGGCCUUGACAACGACCAUUCUAUCGUAGUGUGGAAUUGGAAGAAAGGAGAGAAACUAGCGACAACAAGGGGACAUAAAGAUAAGAUUUUUAUGAUUUCCUGGGACCCUUUCUCGGCCGAUAAAUUGGUAACUGUAGGGGUUAAACACUUGAAGUUUUGGUGUAUGGUUGGAGGCGGCUUCACGUCCAAACGUGGCGUUUUUGGCAAGAAAGGUACCCAAACGACGAUGCUGUGUGUCGACUUUGGUACGGUGAGUGGUCAGACCUUCACUGGUGGUGCUGAUGGACGCGUGUACCAUUGGGAGGGGAGUGGUCUCAGUAGGAGCGUGGAGGGACACAAGGGACCUGUGUUUGCAUUGCAGAGAGUGGAGAAGGGUUUUAUCUCCGGGGGUAAGGACGGUGUGGUGGCGCUGUGGGACGAGGCAUUCACUCAUAUCCUCAAGACCUACUCUCUCCACUCCUCCUCUCUGAGCGGGGAGGGACAACUGUACAAGGACCUACCUCCUAUAAGAGCACUCUCACUCGGACAUGGCAAGAUACUCGUGGGCACUAAGAACAGUGAGGUGUUGGAGAUUGACCGCAGUGGUCCAAUACAUCUCCUGGUACAGGGUCAUAUGGAGGGUGAGGCAUGGGGACUGGCCGCCCACCCUCGUGAGGACACGUGUGCAAGUGUGAGUGAUGAUGGAACUGUGCGUGUGUGGCAAUUAUCAGACAACAAGAUGACAGCCAUUAGAGAUCUUGAGAGACCAGCUCGCUCCGUAGGCUAUUCGUACGAUGGCACCUCAUUGGCAGUGGGUAUGAAGGACGGCGGCUGUGUGGUGUUGAGUGCUGAUAAUAUGGAGACCAUCGUGUCCUUCCAUCAUCGCAAGGAAGAGAUCUCUGAUGUCAAGUUCUCUCCUAAUGGCAAGUUCCUGGCUGUGGCCUCACAUGAUAACUUUGUGGACAUCUACAGCACCACUGGCAAGAAGAGGGUCGGUAUAUGCAAGGGAGCAUCAUCGUACAUCACACACAUUGACUGGGACACACGAGGCAAGUUACUCCAGGUGAACACAGGGGACGGGGAGGUCCUCUAUUAUGAGGCUCCUCGCGGGAAACAACAGUUCAUAUCUCACGAUGAUGCUGAGGAGUUGGAGUGGUCUUCAUGGACCUGUGUCCUUGGACCCUCAUGUAAAGGGGUGUGGCCUGCGUAUACGGACAUCACUGACGUCAAUGCUGCAUGUGUGUCACAUGACACUCAAGUGGUUGCCACGGGAGACGACUUUGGCUAUGUGAAGUUGUACAAGUACCCAUCAAUUGAGAAGCAUGCUAAGUGCAGACAGUAUGUUGGGCAUUCUGCUCAUGUGACAAAUGUACGAUGGUCACAUGACGAUUGCUCUCUCAUCUCAUUGGGCGGAGCUGAUACAAGUCUCAUGGUGUGGAAGUAUAGCGGAGGAUCACAUGACCAAGCAUCCGACCAAUCACAAGGCUCGCUGCCAACAUCCAUGUAUCUCAGCGAAGACUCGGAUACUGAUUCUGAGGAGGAAGGAGGUUACGACAGUGACCUGGAGAGAGAGAGAAAUAUUGACUACAGCUCUAAGACAUAUGCACAGUCAACACGUGAUCCUACACUGAUCAAGCCUCAUCAGAGUGUAGCGGAGGGAGGUGUGGCUAAGAAGAGAGGCGUGGUCAGUCGCUCUGUGACUGCUACUCCGAGGGUGGUCACACAAGACAAGGCUCCUAAAGUCACUAACCUUUCCCUGGACUAUGUGUUUGGGUAUCGUGGAUUUGACACUCGUCAGAACGUGUGCGUGGGUCCGGAUGGAGGCGUGGUGUUUCAUGCUGCCGGGGUGGGUGUGGUCUACAACACUCUCACACGAGCGCAGUCAUUCUAUUUGGAGCACACUGAUGACAUCCUUUGUCUGAGCAUGUGCAGAAACAACAAGAUGGCGCACAUCGUGGCAACAGGUCAGAUAGGUCGCUCUGCUCCAGUGCACGUGUGGGACUCACACUCCAAGCAGACCCUAUCAGUACUCCAGGGGGCACAUGGAGUGGGCGUGGCUGGAGUGGACUUCAGCUCCAAUGGGAAGCUCUUGUUGACUGUUGGUCUUGAUCCUGACCACACCCUCACUGUGUGGAGGUGGAGCGAGGGUACGAAGGUGGCACAGGUAGCGGGUCACCAUCACCGCGUGUGGGCGAGGUUCCGUCCUGACUCUAAUACCAAGUUUGUCAGUUGUGGAGUCAAGCAUGUCAAGUUCUGGACACUAGCUGGAACUCAGUUGAUCGGCAAGAAAGGGAGUAUCCCUAAAUCAAUGGAUGUGGCCACCAUCAAGACCAUGCUCUCCAUAGCCUUCGGACCAGAUGACGUGACGUUCACUGGGGCUGUGAAUGGUGAUGUGUGGGUGUGGCAGGGGGUGGGGCUAUCUCGAGUGGUGUCAGGUGCUCACACUGGCCCUGUGUUCGCCAUGUUCACUACACUAGAGGACGGGCUGGUCGUCUCAGCCGGCAAAGAGAGAAGUGAUGAGGGUGGUGUCAAGUUGUGGGACGUGGAUAUGAACCGAUCGCGAACCUUCCCCCUCGGGUCUAAAGGGGGCGUGGUCAGGGCUGUAUUCAGGUCAAAGGGCAAGAUGAUCGUGGGUACCCAGUGUGGUAGGCUGCUGGAGGUUGAGGAGAAGAGUGGAGCUGUGCAGGUUCUGACCGAGGGUCACGCUGAGGGGGAGUUGUGGGGGUUGGACGUGCAUCCCUCCACCCACUCGUUUGUGACAGCCUCUAACGACAAGACUGUGCGUACAUGGGACCUCAACACAAAGGCUCAGCUAGCGUGUGUGGAUAUGGGCGUGGCUGUCCGCUCGGCUGAUUACUCUCCUGAUGGGGAGAGAGUGGUGAUAGGACAGACCAAUGGAGAGUUUGCUGUACUGCUAGCAGGGGAUCUGUGUACUCUGGGAAAGAAGAGGGACCGCAAGGGCGUCAUUCAGGUCGUCAGGUACUCUCCGGACGGGACCUGUAUAGCGGUGGGUUCUGAUGAUGCUUGUGUGGACGUGUACUCUAGUGAACGAUUGGAGAGGGUGGGCUACUGCAGGGGAAUCCCCUCCUCUGUCACACACAUUGACUGGUCACAUGACAGCAAGUACCUUCAGGUGAGCACGGAGUCGUAUGAAAAGCUAGUGUUCCAAGUGUCCAACGGUAAGAGCAUCACUGACCCCUCGGCUCUGGACAAGAUCGUGUGGAGCUCCUGGACAAGUGUGCUGGGUGAGGAGGUGGUGGGGAUCUGGCCCAAGAAUGCUGACAAAGGUGACGUCAACACUGCCCAUCUCAGCUCCUCAGGCAAUGCUGUUGCCACUGGCGACGAUUUCGGCUGUGUCAAAUUAUUUGAUGGAUUUCCACUUUCUGAGAAGUUUGCUCCUUGCAAGAAGUUCUAUGGCCACUCUGAUCGUGUGACCUCGGUGAGGUUCCUCCAUGAUGAUAGCCACCUCCUGUCAGCUGGUGGGGAUGACUCUUGUGUGUUUGUGUGGAAGUGUCACUCGGAUUCCUAGGAUGAACAUCACAUGACUGUACAUACGUGAUAUAGUGAACUAUUGACAAUCAGAGAUAUAGUUUUGUUUGAUUCAAAUUGGUCGUAGAAGUUUAUAAUUUAACAUUGCCUCUAAUUACUGUUUCCCUUUGUAAUACUUGUGCUGAAUUACAACAAUUGACCUGUAAACCUUUACAUGAUUCUGUUUGUCAGUUUG
Halichondria panicea is the source of this 6222-nucleotide messenger RNA. Its product is annotated as echinoderm microtubule-associated protein-like 6. NCBI's taxonomy places the organism in Eukaryota, Metazoa, Porifera, Demospongiae, Suberitida, Halichondriidae. The record is from RefSeq and is a predicted model, not a curated record. The transcript has 34 exons. Gene Ontology annotation, molecular function: microtubule binding. Bases 124 to 6027 code for a protein of 1967 amino acids.